Messenger RNA from Symbiodinium sp. CCMP2592, 6449 nucleotides. NCBI's taxonomy places the organism in Eukaryota, Dinophyceae, Suessiales, Symbiodiniaceae. The record is from the annotation of a GenBank genome assembly.
AUGGACUUCGGUGAAGCGCUCGCUGACGGAUCCUCUCAUCGCUCCGAGGCCAGUUCCACUAGCACUCGCGAGCUUCACAGCCAGCACAUUCACGAUCUCCAAUUGGAGGUCAACGCCCUGAGGCUUCAGGUUCAAGCCCUCAGGUCCGAUUUGCAGACUCUGGAGGAGUCCCUUGCUCGCGUCUGGGUGAACCAGACGGGUCAUCAUCAACGCCUCUCGUGGCUUGAGGGGUUAAUCCAGGGCUUGCGCCCAGUCUGCUUGAAACGGCUGAAGCUUCGUAUGGUGCCUCGGCUGUCCACAGGUGCGACUCCCAAAGCCUCGCCUGCUGCAGCGGGCCCUGCGGCCGCCAACCUGACUGAGGCUGAUCCUGAUCACUCGGUUUCUGGUCAGGGGGAGGAGCCUAGUGAUGAUGCAGCCAGUGUCAAUGCAUGGGGCCUGUUGGCUCCCCUGAGCCCAACCACCCAUGCUGCCGUGCCUGAGGAAAGCCAGGAUCCCGCCUUGUGGCUGUCGGAGCCUUUUAGUCCCUUUGCUUACGACCCUGUGCACGACCCCAACCUUGGUGACCCUGCCUCGGACUUGGGUUCUUAUGAUAUGGUUCAUAGUGGGGAACGGGAAAGGUCUCUUGACCCCGAAGACAUUUGGUAUGAUUCAGUGCGAGAUCUUUCUUUAGACGCGGUCCUAGUCGAAGGUGACAGAGAGGAGGUCGCAACCAGUGUUGCGGAAGAGCCUCUUCUGCCUGCUGAGUCGCUAUCCAGCAAGCGUGUCUUCGAGGAUGCCAGGUGGGCCGAGGUUGCUCAGGAGGCAAAGUUCAGGCGUGUGUGUCAGGACUUGCCAAAGUUGCCUUGGGAGCAAGGUGCAUGGUCCAGUAUUUUUGGACCUGAGAGAAACAUGAUCGACGAUGCCCUUAGGAGCAGUGUGCAAGCCUCUUAUGGCUCCGAGGAAGCUGGUCAAUUGCCACCUGAGAACCUGCCGUCAGCUUCGGCCUUUCUUGAGAAAACUUCGAGUGUAGUUAGGACUAGGCUAAGGCGGUUUCAUCUUGAGCGACCGGCAGAUGAUCGACGGGAGCACGCCAUAAAGCGACUGAGGGCCCUCAUCAUGUACGAUCCCGACACUACCUUCUUGGGGAUGGUAGUGGCAAAGGAGGCAGCGAACCUAGCUGACGAUGAGGCUCUGUCAUACUCCUUCACUUGUGCUUUUGCGAAGAGUGCUUCCGGCUCUCUCAUAAAGCGAGCUGGGUCCCUUGACCGUUUUGGUAAGUGGAUCCUUAGCUGCCGAGGGACCUCGCCCCUUAGAAGCUCCGAGGUUGACUUGUUUGCCUACUUCUCGCACCUGCAGGGCGAGGGGGCGGGAGCCACGUCAUGCCAGCAUUGUGUGGAGGCACUGCGAUUCCUCCACGGUGUUGCGGUGUUUCAAGUGCUUGACCUUGAAGAAGUCUUUAGCGCCAGGGUGCUAGGGAUUGUGAGGAUUAUGCACGUAACAAAGGCCCCGCUAGCUCAGCGUCCCCCUCUGACUGUAGAACACCUGUCCCUCUUGGAGCAGUUUGUGACCAUGAACAAGGAUCACCGCGCAUGUGUGGUAGGCCAACUGGUCUUCUGCGCACAUGCUUGUGCCCGGUGGGCAGACAGUCAGCGCGUACAGAGCCUAACCAUGGAGUGCGAUGCUGAGAGCGGUGUGGUACUGAUAGUAGCCGGGGCACUCGGCUCCAAAACAGCGAUCUCCGCUGAAGCACGCACGCGGCUUCUGCCGUACGUCGCCCUGGGCAAAGGCGUAAGCAACGUGCCAUGGGCAGAGGCGUGGAUGGAGGCCAGAAAAGAAAUGGGUCUGCAAGCUGGAGGGUCUUUUCUCCUUCCAACCUGGAGUGAGCGAAAAUAUGACUGGGGUGAUUUUGAAAUGGGGGCCGCGGAGGCCACGAACUACCUCAGGGAGGCGCUCAUUUCCAUGGGAUGCGAUCUUGAUGAGGUUCAGGACUAUGGCAGCCACAGCAUGAAAACUACUGUCUUGACUUGGUGCGGCCGUAGCACGAUCAUUCCUUUCACGGAGCCUGAGCAGCGUGCGCUUGGCCAUCAUCUGGAUCCGACAAGCAAAUCUCCUUUGACUUACAGCAGAGAGUACUAUUUGAAGCUCUAUGCAAAGGUGCUGGCCGUCUUUUCGACCAUCCAGCAAAACCGUUUCAAGCCGGAUUUGCCUGGUGCUGCAAGUGUUGCUGCUAUGGCGCAGUCCUUUGAAGAGGGCAACGAAAGGGGCUUGAGCCGACUUGAAAUUCCGACGUCAAAGCUGAACAGCGAAAAGAUGGCUGAGGAUGGGGAGUCGGACGACUCCGAUCACGCCUCGAUAGAUUUGGACAGAGAGCUCGAAAGGGAUGAUGGCCCGACCGAACGUGAAGUUUUUCGAGGGGUCCCCUGGACCACAUGCACUGUCCAUUCUGUCUCCGGCAUCACACAUGUGAAGAGGGAUCAGACCUCUCUCUUGUUGUGCAACAUGACUUCCUCCGCCCUGGAAAGUACUGCCGAGUUUGCUGAGAGGUGCAAGCGGCUAGGACUGUCGGCAGCCAACUUGGAGGUGCUCCAGCAUGCAGGCGUUGCAAGCUUUGGCCAGUUGUGCUUUAGCGUGAGUGCCUCCCCUCACACCAUCACUGACCAGACAUUCGAAGCAUGGGUUCAGCGGCUUUGGGUGCCCUCGGUUCCUUCUGAGCAGCAGCAAACAUGUCUGAAGAAGCUCCUUUUCGAAAGCCAAACCAUGUCAAUGGGCGAGAUUCGUCAGAAGAUGCAACCGGCCUCGGAGCAAGUUGCAAAGCCUCUGCCCCCGUCGGAGCGGUUAGCCAGGUCGCAACGGCAGCAGGCUCGGAUCACUGGUUUGGUGUACACUCCAGAGACUACUCCCUCGCACUACCUAGUUGACUUGUUUAACGAUCAACUUGAGACGGGAGUCAUUGCAUGGGUCGCGCCUGAAAAGUGCGCUUCCAGGGCAGAUGAAAUGCAAAGCAAUAAGAAGGACAAAGCCUUGCAGCUCAUGCCGGAUGGACAGAUCAAGGUUAACUCCAAGGCUGCAGAGGUCAGGUGUGAAGCCAGCACUGACUCCAAGCUUCGUGCAGCUUGGCAGAGACGGUCCCUUGCAAUGGACAUGGCUGGGAUUGCAACUUUCAUCGUGGUUGAAAAGUGGGUACAUCAUCUCUUUUCAGUGUUUGCCCGCGACGUGCCGGAAGGUUAUGCACCCAUCCAGUUGAGGCAGAUGGUAAAUGCCGACAAGCGCUUGUUCAUGUUGGCCGCCGAGGGCCUGCCUGCUGAUCUCAGGGCCAGCCGGCCCGGAGACAGGACACCUCUGGAUGAUCAAAUUAUCAUGCUGAUGUUCUCUCCCGAGAUCUCUCAGUACCUUGUGCCGAUGCCCAAGCCUCAUGUUCCGCCCCCACCUCCGGGGGGUAAGGCCUUAGCUGAAUCGCUGAAGCGGGCCCUCAGUGAGGACUUGCCCUUUGAUAAAAACUUCUUGAGUCGGGCUUGGAAGAAGGGCAAAGGCGGCAAGGGCGGAAAGGGUGGAGACAAGCAGGAGGAUCCGGCAAAGCGAUUCAACCUUCCCGAAGGUUGCUGUGAUCGCAAUGACAAGAACCAGCCUCUGUGUUUCUUGUGGAAUCAGGGGAAGUGCAAAUGGGUGGUCCUUGUGUCAUACACGGUGAGGGGCCUCAAGGGCAUGCCUGUUCCCACUCCCCUAGAUCCUAAGCCUGAUGCCGAGACCAACCCGGAGAGUCCGUCUUCAGCUUCGGUCGGCGAAACCCCGUUCGCCCUCGAACUCUUUUCGGGGCGGGGACGGCUGUCGCAAUGCUUGCGCCGGGCCGGAUUUACCGUCUUGUCCAUGGACCACAGGCUAGCUCACAGCCUCGUGCCAGUUUGCAAAACUGAUCUUGCCACCGAGGCAGGUCAAGCUUUCGUGUGGUCGCUCCUCGAAUCCUGCUGCCCUGCCUUUGUCCAUAUGGGCUUGCCUUCUGACACAGCCUCUUCUCGCUCCUCCUCAGGAGCCUUGCGUACCUCGCAAUAUCCUUUGGGAUGCCCGGAUUUAACCUCAGGCAGUCUUGAGGCCACACGCGUGGAUGAGGCCAACCGAAUGUACCGCUUCUCUUUUGAGGUUGCUUGCUUUUGCCUGGCCAGGGGUAUUCCCCUUUGCAUAGAGAACCCGCCGAGUUCCAGACUGUGGCAAAUCUUUUCUUGUUUCGCGCAGGGCUUGAAAGACACAGAGGUGUUAGCCAAGUGGCAGGCAUUGCCGUCAAUCGACCUGCAUUGUUGCAUGUUUGGCGGCUCCCGUGCUAAGCCAUUGCGGCUUAAAUGUACACCUGGCCUGUUCGACUCCCUUGCGGUGUCAUGCGACAAGCAACAUGAGCACAAGCCCUGGUCCCUCAGCCGCACUCGUGUGGAGAUUGCCGAGGAUGCAUCUUACCCUCUGGAUUUGUGUCGUCGUAUGGUUUCAUGCUUGCUGUCUUUCAUGGGCCAAGCUGGACAGGCCUUGCCGUCUGCCAUCCGUUUGCAUGACCAAUCCUUGGCUGCAGCUGGGGUCCAACCGCGCCGGCAUAAACCUCUAAUCCCCGAGUACAAGACAGUCGUGCAGGUCCCAGCGGACUCUCCAAUCCCGCCUGGUGCCAAGGUGCUUUCUCCCAGCCAACUUCAGGGGGUGGAUGUGGCUGCUCAUGUGGCUACUCCGAUGUCUACACCCUCCUCUGGUUCGACCACUCCGACUGUUGGUGCCGUGACCUUGGGCCUUUGGCACUCUCCGAGCGAAUUCUUUCACAAGGCUGCAUCUCUAGCUCACCCCAUGGAUACCACCAAGCCGGUGGCCAUGGUGACGAAGGCAGCAAUCGAUUCCUCCUUACAUGGGGACCCGGAUGCACUAUCCGAGCAAAGGAGAUCCUUCCUUUGCUACUUGGAGGAGAAGAUUCGCCGCCUUCAGCCCCGCGAGGACGCCUUACACAAAGGCAUGCCAAAAUAUAUGCAGGAAGUUCUUGAGGGCAAAAACUUGCUAGCCUGGGAGGAGCUCUUGAAAGAGACGGGCUAUACUGACCUUGAUUGCGUGCGCUUCAUGAAGGAGGGUGUGAGGCUUGUAGGGUGUGAGGAACAUCCAAAGGACUUUGCAAAGAAGGAGGAUGCUUCCCUGCUGUCCCAAGCCACUGCCGAGGAGGUCGAUGCUGGCUUCCUUGAGCGAGGUAUGACUGCCGAUGAGGUUAGUGCCUUCUUCGGUCACGAAGAUUGGGGUGUGGUACGAAGGUUUGUGCUGGUCCAGGAUGGAGUCCAUCCACGAGACCGCGACUUGUGUGUCAUCAUGAUCCAGGAUCAUGAUGGAGUUGCAACUUACCACAUUUGCAAUGCGUUGAUGUUCGGGGCUUCAGCAUCAGUGUUUGCAUUUGUGCGGGUGAGUCGCUCGUUGUGGUGGAUAAUAAAUAAGUGCUUGAAAGUACCCUGUGCCUGCUACUUCGAUGACUAUCCAUUAUUUAGCCCAGAGUCAUCAGCUGCCCCCGUGGACCAAGAUGUAUCCCGGCUAUUGGACCUGCUGGGGUGGAGGCAUGCAAAGUCCGGGUCAAAAGGCAAGCCCUUUGAUAGUUCCUUCGACGUCCUUGGGACUAGGCUAGACUUGGGUGAGAUCUUGUCAGGGAAGAUAGUUCUUGCAAAUAAGGUUGGCAGGGCGGAGAAAAUUCUUGAAAAGGUUUCGACUGCAUCCCUAGGGAAUGGGAGCUUCAGGCAAUCUUUGCAGGUCCUUAUUGGACACCUGAACUUCGCCUCCGGCUUCUUUGCCGGAAGGGCCCUGCGACAUGUGGCCUACGACUUGAAUCAUCUGAUGGGCAAGGAUUGGCUUUCAGCUAAGGACUCCUUGGAUGAGUUGGGCAGCCGCAUCUCCGUCAUCCUUCAGGGCACCCCUCCCCGGUCCUUAGUGUGCAACCGAGUGCGCCAACCGAUCCUGGUGUGGACCGAUGGCUCUUGGGAAAAGGGACAUGCGGGUAUAGGUGCCGUUGAAUGGGAUCCCAUUACCUCGAAGGGUGCGGUUUGGGCUGGCCACGUCCCAACUAGCAUCACUGCUUUGUGGUUGAGAACUGAAGAUCACACUCAGGAGCAGAUAAUAUCGCAGGUCGAGUUGUAUGCAAUGGCACUCAUCAGACAUCUACGGAAAGAAGCAUGGAUGCACCGAAGGGUCAUCGUCUUCUGUGAUAACGAGGCGGCACGCUUCGCAGCCAUAAAGGGUGGCAGCAGCAGCCACAGCAUGAAUCGGCUGGUGCAGGCAUGGGAUCACCCAAAUUUUGAUCACCCAGCUUACUUGUGGAUCGAGCGUGUGCCCUCUUUCUCGAAUAUUGCUGAUGGUCCCUCAAGGGGCGUGCCCGAAGAGGCCUUACGCCUUACACGUACCAGCUCUUGCAGAACUUUUGAGACAGAGGCCGAGCUCGAAACUCUUUUGUUCAGCAGGCGCAGAAAGGAGAUGGG